This is a messenger RNA of Diaporthe citri, 1905 nucleotides long. RefSeq lists its product as uncharacterized. The coding region runs from base 1 to 1905 and encodes 634 amino acids. The transcript has a single exon. Lineage: Eukaryota; Fungi; Ascomycota; Sordariomycetes; Diaporthales; Diaporthaceae. The record is from RefSeq and is a predicted model, not a curated record.
AUGGCCUCAGCACGACCCAGCACGUCUGGGAGUUUGACGGCCACGGGGCCGUCACGGGGUCGAAUGGAUAAAAGGAUGUCAAAAGACGACAUGUUUUUCAGAACGGCGCGACAAAAACAGGGUCUCGACAAAAGAAUAUCCAGGGACGACAUGUACAUCAGGGGCCGCAUGGCAGAGAUGUCUCAAUACCACGUGCCUGUCCGGGGGUCGGCGCUGACCCCAGAGCACAGCCCGAAUUUCCCAGUAAUACACGAGGUGUCCAUACCGAUCAGGGUGCAGACUCCAGAGUCUAUUACCUCGGGCGAAAUUCCAAUAGGGAUGGCAUUGGGAAGCCCUCCACCACGACCGGACCCCUCGCCCUCAAGGUGGCAGGCUCAGUUUCCACCGGCCUCCCCUCAACCUACCAGUUCUUCGGAACCCUCAUCCGCCGGUGCGGCUCCCGUUGGAUCUCUGCAAAGGAAAAAGACAGGGAGGCGGAAGUUGUUUGGACUAUUUGGUGGUGGGAAGAAAAGGGAAGACGUGCAGGGCCUGUCGCAGACUGAUGCCGGAAAAUCGACAAUAACGCUCGCUCGAACUGUUGAAGUGUCAACGUCGUCUGUGAACGUGGCUGCAAAGCCAACGCCCACGAGGAGCAAUACACAGGCGGAGCGAAAAGUACCGAAGCACAAGCCGAUCAUGAUCCGAUCGAAUACGAUGCCUCAGAACGUUGACGAACCACCUACCCAGCCGAAAAGUGCUGGGCUACCCGGCCGCCAAGGGAAUGCAUAUCGGCAGCCGCAAGGGAACCUUCCUCCCAUGCCGUCAUUCCUUGAUGUGAAUAUCCCCGACACCAAGUUGGAGCGAUAUAGCGUCAUGUUCAGCGAUGUCCUCGGCCACCCUCAGCCCAAGCAGGAACAUUCUGGAUCUCUAUUGUCGAGGCGACAAGCAACGCUGCAGAGGUUGAAGACGAUCGACGACAAGGUCGAGGCAGAGGAGAUGGAGAAGGAACGUGCAAGACAGCGAAGGGCUACCUCACCACAGCCAACCGCGACACCCCAGUUGAGGCUAUUCCCAAUGCCAUCAGAAGGCCGUGUGACCCCUGCUAUGGAUACCCCUACAAGUCGGUCUCGGCCACUGAGGUCGAACACUUCACCAGGAAGACUACCGUCACCGACGCAGGCAACGUUCGACAAGAAGCCGACUUCAAGCGCAGCAACGACAAGCCAUGGCCCUACAUUAGUCGUACCUAACCCCUUCGACAACUCUCCGCCACAGCCGAGGAAGCAAGCAAAGCGAGAGCUUGAACCUAUCUACCCCACAGACACAACUUUCCAGUUUGGUCCAGACAAAUCGGGUCUCAUACUUGACUCACCAACCGAGAUAGAUUCUCCCGGCGAGGAAAUCGUCAUCUCCCAGCCAUUUAAGCCCACGCUCCACGAGCCACAGUGGCAGAUGGUUUCGCCACAAUCCGUCUCGGCAUCCUCUACGGCCCCUUCAGUGUUAUCAUCCUCAACUAGCGGGCCGGGCCAUCGCUCACCCUCCGCAGCAUCCUCUGCCACGACACACACGCAUGCCACCAAGCCAUCCAGCGUCCUGGACGAGACAGAGGCCGCGCUACAGAGCGCGGUCGAGGUCAGCAUCGCGCGGCAGAUCAGCAUCUCACGUCAGCAGCGGCAGCUCCUGCGGCCGCUGCAGACAAGGAGGGGCCCCGGCGGCGGCAGCGGGGAGCGCAGCGCGUCUGUCAGCCCGCUCGGGGUGAAGAUUGUCAAGUCGCCGACGCCGAGCAGGCGGCUCGGGGAAGAAGAGGCGAUCAAGGAAACCAAGAGCAGCACGCCGACACUAAUCCACCCGAGGGAGGCCCCCGUCAACCCGGCGCACCUGGCUCAGAACAGGAAGAGCUCGUGGGCGGUGGUCGAGGAGGGGUGA